AAUAACACACCACUGGGAAUUUUUUUUUUUUUUUUUUUUUUGAAGUUGUUCAUCUAUUAUAUACUGAUAGAUGAUUUGUAAUUAAAGUUGUUAUUGGCACUCAAAGACACCUACACUUUGUAAUCUUGUCUAAUCUUUGGUAAAAUAAAUAUGAACAUGUUUAUCAGGGCUGUAACUGAUUAAAAAGGACUGAAAAUGGGCAGAAAGCAGAGUCUACUUUGUUAGGCUCUUAGAAUAAUGCAGUUUAAACGAUGGACUUUUGACCUGUUGACUGAUUACAGCCUAAGGAUUGUGAUGUUUUCUUGUUUGUUUUUGUUUUUUUCCCCUUCCAAAAUCAGAUAUCCUCCAAGUGAAACAAGACAUUUGUGUCUAAAGAAAAAAUAAAUUAAUAUAUUAUCAUGAUUGCUACUGUCUCAUCUCAUGUUACACAUUGCCAAUUACUGUACAGCAUUUUAAAAGAUUGUUUUUCUGUGGUGACUUAAAGGGAUUUCAGUGUAAAGUUCAGCAUGAACAGAUAUAAAAUAGUCUUGCAUUCAAUUAAAAGCUAAAGGAAACAUGAAGGUGGCGUCAAAACCCACUUUGCUGUGACGUACUUGGUGAUAGUCACAUGUAUUUUAUUAAUGGCAUUUUUCCACUGCAUAGCAAAAGAGUUGCUGUACAUAAGUUGAAAUGUUAAAGCUGACCUUUGACAGGGAAGUGAGACUCAAAUGUCCUCUCUUCCUCUUUCGCAUUAAAAAAGCCUUUUGCUUUUUCUGAGCAGUGUAGUUGUACGUGUCACCGAGAAGACAAAUUCAUUAUUUGUGCUGUUGCAAUGUGGGAGUAGUCACCCUGUCUCUUAACUGGAUGACUCUGGAGCGACUACAGUCCUUCAAAUCUUCCAGUCACCGAGCUUUGGAAACAAACCAUCCCAGUGGCCUCGAAGAAAGAAAACUGAGGACUUAACAAAUGGAGAGAAAUAAGAAAACCCUUUCCCUGUUUAUUCUGCUGCCUGUGCUGCUGCUCUGCAGAAGUGAUAAGUGUCCCAGCCUGCCACAGAAUCUCAAUUGCUACACUGACUACAAUAGAAUCAUCACAUGUUUGUGGAACAGCAGAUCCGUGUCUGAUGACACUGCAUGCACGAUACAUGCUCACCAUAAAUCUCGCUACAUUUCUUACAACGCUUCCUGUGACCUAAAGUCUGUUGACAUCUCCAGACCAGCCCUAAAGGAGUGCUCCCUGAUCUUUGAAAUGGAAUACACUUUUCUGUCUUUCCAUGUGUUGUCCAUGAAUCUGAGCUGUGCUCAUAUGAAGCAGAGUCUAAUCACUUUGUACAAGCCAUUCUGCCACAUAAAGGUGAAUCCUCCUUCGAAGCCAGAAGUCAACGUCACCUCUGUUUCCUGGUUGUCCCAAGACCCUGAACAUGAAAGGAUCAGUUCAUACAGAAGUGAACUGCAGUGGAAGCAGCAGGAUCAGUCAUGGAGUGAUCCCACCGUGCAGAAAAACCUUGACAUUCAGUGCGAGGAUGAGUGCAAGGCAGAGCUGGAGCCAGACAAACUGAUACAAGGCGAGAAGUACGAGGCACGAGUUCGUGUGCGGUCUGUUAAACCUCAACCCGAGGGAGCCUGGAGCGACUGGAGCCCCACUGCAUCAUGGGAGUCACCAGUAGGAAAAAGAAAACCACCAUCAGGUGUUCCUAGACUUGUUGUGUGCAUAAUUACAGCAGGUGUAGCGUUAAUGGCAGUCAUUCUCUGCACAACUAAAAAACACUGGGUUUACGUAGUAAAGACAAUGAAAGGUCAGCCCAUACCAGACCCAGGAAAAUCCUUCCUGCAGAAUGUACCUUUUAAGAGUGGGUUCACCAGUGAAUACUUUCAGUCCUUCUUGAAACCAGUGGAAAUAAUCACUGUAGAAUUAACCUCGCCUGUGGAUGCUGUUGUGGCCUACAAGCCAGAUGAGAAGAUGAUGUUGAACAAAGGCAGCUAUGACUCCACCAGCUCCAGCUUCUCUAACCCAAGUUACUCUGAGCUUUGUAGCCCUCCUCCUAUUUCCUCACUCACUGCUGGGAACCUGAAGCCCUGUGCGGCUGACACGCCUUAUGGCCCUGUUGGUGCUCAGGGUGAAGGAAAAAGCACAGAACAGGAAAGCGAUGAAGCGAGAGAGAAAGAAAAGGAGACGUUAAUGUUGCUGCUCAAAGGCAGCAGUAACAGUGAGCCAGUGCAGGUGAUUUCAGACUACGAGAAAACUGAGAGGCUCGACAAUGAUCGAUUUAGGCUCCAGAGUCUAGAUUCAGGCAUGUGCAGUUGUGAAGAGGUCAGUGAAGAGAGCAUGGAGGCAGAUAGCAUCAAUAUGACUGAUAGCCAUGAUGAGGAACCUGAGGGUGAGGAAAAGAAGGAGGGAGGGAAUGAACAAAAGGCAGAUUUUCGGAGGCUGUUUGGAAGCAGCGGAGGUGUGUUUGGCAAGUUUAUUCCAGUUUGUUCUGAUUAUGAGCGAGUGGAGAAACAGCAGGCUGACAGCCCGGAGCUUCCCAGCUUGGAUUCAGGUGUUAGCAGUGGGGGAGAGGAGCAGCUGAGUCAGGAUGAGGGCAUGGAGGAUGCUGAUAAGUCCACUGAAUCUACACGCUUCCUGUUUCCACCUCAUCCUUCCAGUGCUUUACCAUGCUCCCUGCUUUCUUUUCCACAACUGCCUCUGAACUUGCCUGGGCCACGUCUGAGUCCAGCUGUGCAGCGCCAGCCAGGUCACAUGACACAGGGGUUUGCUCUGAUGUCAGCAGGCAGGUCGGUGGAGCCCUCUGGUGAUGGAUAUAUGCCAGUGAAACAGGAGGAGGGCUGAGAGCAGACAGCAGGCUCAACUAGCAGGACAAAAUAGCAUGUAGCACUUGGAGGAGUCAUCACAGCCAGUCAGUUCUCAGGAAAAUGUAACAUCACAUGAAUAUUUCUCUUCUGCUCAGUUUUCAGCAACUUUAACAGUUUCAUGAAUGUAUUUUACUUUUAUUUUUCAUAUAUUUAUGUUAAUAUUUAUGCCUGCUUAGAAGCUCAUACACAGUUACUGUCACCCCAGAAUAAAAUAAUGUGACUCUUUCUACAAUGUAAAGGCUGCCCUCUCUGCCAUCACACUAGCUGACCUGACUAACUUUAAACUGUGUAAAUCUAUGUAAACUGUGGUAAAAUUCCCUACAUGGGCUGAAGUUCUUGGCCACAUACAUACUGAGCUGCUUGGCUAUUUAAAUCCAUACCAUGAAGCUUCCAGUGCACAUUUUUGAUGCUUCUGUCUGUGGCAGAGGAGGUUUGGAGCUGUGCAGAGCCUUGGUGGCUUUGACUAUGCACCCCUGCACUCACUUUCUCAGCAUAUAUUGUCAGACACUUCAUAGCAUAGUAUUACAGUACCACAGUGUGAGAGCAGUGAACUGUUCAGACCCAUUUUUUCACAAAUAUUUGCAAAGGAAGACUGCAUGGAUGCUUAAUUUUAUAGACCUGUAGUCAUGGGACUGAAACACCUGAAUUCAUAGAUUCAGAGGCGUGGCCCAAUAGUUUUGGCCAUAUAGCAGCGUAUUUAACAAUGUUGAAUUGUUUGCAACAGAUUAACUUGGUAACUUUAUUACAGGAAACAUAUUACGAUGUGUGCUACAGCAGACAAAUAACCAGAGUACUCUAUUAUGUGUAUACUUUAUCAUGCUUGGUUUCAGGACUGCAGUGUUGACGGUCUUUAUGUUGUGUUUUUCUGGAUUCGCAAAUUUUAUUUUAACCAAAUGUCUUAAAGAGCGCAUUUUAACUAAUAUGUUUUGGAUACAUAAAGGCAGUGUGUACAGAUAGUUAAAUGACCGCACUGUAGGUACAGUGACAAUGAUUUUGAUUUUAUUUAUUCUUGUGUGGCAGCUAUUUACUUAUUUGAAAUUAUGUCAUGUCAUGAAUAACACAGUUAUUUUCCAUGAAAACUAAAAACGGUUAAAAUCUCAAUAAAGAAUAACCAGAAAUACAUGUAAUUUUA
Messenger RNA from Oreochromis niloticus (Nile tilapia), 3963 nucleotides. Its product is annotated as interleukin-2 receptor subunit beta. Gene Ontology annotation, molecular function: cytokine receptor activity; protein binding. The record is from RefSeq and is a predicted model, not a curated record. Bases 946 to 2808 code for a protein of 620 amino acids. The transcript is spliced from 10 exons. Gene Ontology annotation, biological process: immunoglobulin mediated immune response; cytokine-mediated signaling pathway. Lineage: Eukaryota; Metazoa; Chordata; Actinopteri; Cichliformes; Cichlidae. Gene Ontology annotation, cellular component: external side of plasma membrane; membrane.